Messenger RNA from Funneliformis geosporum, 1203 nucleotides. The record is from the annotation of a GenBank genome assembly. Lineage: Eukaryota; Fungi; Glomeromycota; Glomeromycetes; Glomerales; Glomeraceae.
AUGCCUAAUGAAGGAUCGACAUUUGAAUUUGGACGUUCAAUGCGUCCACAUUUUCUUUUGGAAGAUGAUUACAUACCACUUAAUCAUGGAUCUUACGGAACCUUUCCUAAAGUAGUUAGGGAAGCUUUGCAAGGGUAUCAAAAUAAGAUUGAAUCUAAUCCAGAUAAAUUUAUGCGUAGGGAUUUAGAAUCGGAAUUGCAUAAAGCGAGGGAGACCGUUUCGAAAUUCAUUAACGUUGAAGUAAAUGAAAUAGUUUUCGUACAGAAUACUACGACCGGUAUCAAUGCGAUUUUAAAAAGUUUAAAGUAUGAAAAAGGUGAUAAAUUACUUUAUCUAUCAACGGUUUAUAGUUCCAUUAGGGAAUUAUUAAUGUUCAUUCAGGAGAACAAUCAUGAAAAUGUUGAACUGGUUGAAAUUGAAGCGAAUUAUCCUUUGUCUGAGGAUGACUUGAUUGAUAAAAUCGUUAGAGUUAUUCAAGAGGAAAAUCAAAAACCAAAUAUGAGGAUUAAAUUGGCCGUAAUCGAUUCCAUAUCUUCUAAUCCUGGUGUUGUCUUUCCUUUUCAACGUUUGAUUCCAAUCUUGAGGCAAAAUGAUAUCCUUUCAAUCGUUGACGGAGCUCAUGCGAUCGGUCAAAUUCCUUUAGACAUAAAAGAGAUUAAUCCAGAUUUCUUUGUGACCAAUUGUCAUAAAUGGUUAUAUACCGCCAGGAGUUCGGCAAUUUUAUACGUUCCUCUUAAACAUCAGAAAAAAAUUCAUCCGACAGUUACCAGUCCAUUUACAGCUGAUGGAUUUAUUCCCGAAUUUUCUUGGACUGGAACUCAAGAUUUCAGUUCCUACUUGACGAUUCACGCCGCUUUGGAAUUUCGAAAGAAGAUUGGUGGUGAAGAAAAGAUACGUAAUUAUUGUAAAAAAUUGGCCAUCGAAGGAGGAAAAAAGAUUGCUUCUAUCCUUGGUACGGAAAUAAUUGGACCGGAAAACGUUAUACAAAACAUGGUUAACAUACGUUUACCAAUUCUUGUAUCAAAUAAAGAAUUUUCGGAAAAGAAAUUCAUAGAUUUAAUGUUAAAUAAUUAUAAUUUUGCCGUCGCGAUAUUUGAACAUAAUGGUCAUUGGUAUAUAAGAGCUAGCGCACAGAUCUACACGGACAUUGAUGACUUUGAAAAAGUUGGUCAUAUCGUGAAAGAAAUUUGUGAUUCUUUUUGA